AUGGAGGCGGAGAAGCCGGCCGGCCGGCGGCAGGUGCUGCAUCUCCUCUUAAGUCAGCCAAGGAGGAUAGGCCGCCAGAUCGAGGGCCAUGGGUGGAAGAAGUACACCUUCCUCGAAGUGUACUUCUGCGGCGAGCACAUGAAGGAGAAGAGGGUAUGCUCGCUGCUGCUCCCCGGCAGGCACGCCGACGUGAAGCCGUGGAAGGAACACUACGAGUUUCAGGUGGACGGUGGAUGGCGGCACCUGUGCCUCCGCCUCGAGGCCGUGCGCGAGGACUGCGACGUCGACGAGGACACGGGCCACGUGAAGGUGCUCCGCACGGACGAGCCGCACACCUCCGGCUGCUCCGCGGCCAUCGGGGCGGCGCAGGUGCGACUCCUGGACGCGCUGGUGCUGGGCGACGACGACGGCGACGACGAGGCGGUCGCGGAGAAGAAGAGUCGCCUGAGUCGCCUCGAGCUCCAGAAGAAUAAUGCUGAUCUGAAAAUUAUUCCGGCCAAGGGGACGCUGGUGUUCUACGAGAGGGUCGAGCUUCAGGGCUGGCGUCCCCCGCCCCCGGGGCCGGGCCGAAAGCCGACCAAUGUUGUUUGCGGCACCGUGGACGUGGCCCUGUACGUGACCGAGGGCGGCGCCGGCUCUGGCCGAUGA
This is a messenger RNA of Triticum turgidum subsp. durum (durum wheat), 648 nucleotides long. Lineage: Eukaryota; Viridiplantae; Streptophyta; Magnoliopsida; Poales; Poaceae. The record is from the annotation of a GenBank genome assembly.